Molecule: messenger RNA, 738 nt
Organism: Pyrenophora tritici-repentis Pt-1C-BFP
Lineage: Eukaryota; Fungi; Ascomycota; Dothideomycetes; Pleosporales; Pleosporaceae
Source: RefSeq, a predicted model, not a curated record
AUGAACACGGAUACUACGAACGCGUUUACAGGGAGAUGCAGCUUUUACUUACCCCAGCGAACCGCACUUGAGUCUUCCCUAAAGAUAUCCGACAAGAUCUCCAAGUCGCGUAUCUCAGGGAUCACCACCGAGCUUGAUCAAGCAUUGUCUAAAGUGGAAAACCUAGAGAUGAACCUAGGUGGUUUCGAGGUCUUCCUAGACGAAACAAACGACGAGCUAAAGGCACUCCAAGAACGCCAUCAAGACGAGUUGGACCUCCUAGCCACCGACAGCCAAUCCAAGACGCACCACCUCCAACAAGUCCAUUCACGCGAGAUACAUCUUCUCCAGUCGGAACAUCAGCGCAAUUCCAACGACCUAGCCGACGACUACAAGAUGUUCAUGCUAGACUCCGAUAGCCGGUUCUCGAGCGAGAUCUACGACCUAGAAGUCGAGCACGGCACCGAGUUGGCGCAACAGCUCGCCCAGCAACGCCUAGAACUCACGGAUGCGCAUGAAGCGCAGCUGCACCAAGAGAAGUUGGAUGUUUCUCGGGCUCGAGCUGAUGCGGCCGAGUUUACGAGAGACCUAGAAAGCACCCACGUUGAGCUUGAGAAGACUAUCUUGCUCAACAACAAGCAUGUUGGUCUACUCAAAGACAAUCGUGAAAUAAACCAGCGUAAUAAACCAACUACACCAAAACUUCAAAAUCCUGUCCUUGACAACUUGUCCUCGCCUCCGACUCUAACUUACAAAUAA